AUGGGAGAUUUACCACCUGCACGCACCAAUCGUUCUCGACCAUUUCUACAUACAGGCGUCGACUAUACAGGUCACAUAUUAAUUAAAGCCAACAAGGGCCGUGGUAUCAAGACCACAAAGGGAUAUGUGGCAGUAUUUGUUUGUAUGUCUACGAAAGCAGUACAUCUAGAACUUGUAUCAGAUUUGACAACGUCUGCAUUUUUAGCUGCGUUGCGACGGAUGGCGGCAAGGAGAGGCGUACCCCGUCACAGUUACAGUGAUCAAGGAACAAAUUUUAUUGGGGCAAACAGAAUAUUACAGGAGGAGUAUAAUCAUUUAACAGAAAUAUUUAGCAAGGAGUUCAUGUCAGAAGUAACAAACAUGGGUAUAGAAUGGCAUUUUAACGCUCCUGCGUGGCCCUCGGCAGGAGGAUUAUGGGAGCGGUCAGUACAAACCCUAAAAUAUCAUCUUAAGAGAGUAGUAGGCGAACAGAAACUUACAUUUGAGGAAUAUAGCACGGUGCUCUCCCGGUUGGAGGCAUGUUUAAAUUCAAGACCUCUUUGUCCUAUGACAGAUGCCCAAUGA
Molecule: messenger RNA, 564 nt
Organism: Achroia grisella
Lineage: Eukaryota; Metazoa; Arthropoda; Insecta; Lepidoptera; Pyralidae
Exons: 1
Coding region: 1-564 (187 amino acids)
Biological process (GO): DNA integration
Molecular function (GO): nucleic acid binding
Source: RefSeq, a predicted model, not a curated record